Eucalyptus grandis is the source of this 1145-nucleotide messenger RNA. Its product is annotated as disease resistance protein TAO1-like. The record is from RefSeq and is a predicted model, not a curated record. NCBI's taxonomy places the organism in Eukaryota, Viridiplantae, Streptophyta, Magnoliopsida, Myrtales, Myrtaceae. Bases 205 to 1044 code for a protein of 279 amino acids. The transcript is spliced from 2 exons.
UUAGCAUGGUGCUCCAAACUUCGUAAUUUCCCAAAGGAGCUCAAGUCAAAAAAUCUCCAUGUUCUCCAUCUUUCUUAUUGCAAAAAAUUUGAAAGGUUCCCUGAUUUUCCACGUAAACUUGAAGGCCUAAAAUAUUUGAAUUUAAUUGGCACCGCUAUUAAAGAACUUCCUGCAUCAAUAGGAAAUCUUGUCUCUUUGGAGUCAAUGUAUUUAACUGAUUGCCGAAACUUGGUACGUCUUCCAUCUAACAUUUACAAGUUACAAAACCUUAGAACAUUGGGACUCGCGGAUUGCGAAAAUUUAGUCGAGUUUCCAAAGUUGGAGGAUUCAGCUAAUCCAUGCAUAGAGGCCAAACUUUCACAGCUAAAAGACAUAUACAUCGAAGGAAGUAAUUUAUGCAUGUUAGAUGUUCUUGAGAUUCUUUCCCGUAUUCCCUCUUUGACACAUUCACGUGUCUGGGGAAACAUCACUAUCCCUCCUACAUGCCUUAUUGAGCGUGAAAGUUUGUGUUUUUUGGAAGUUUCAAAUUACCAUCAAUUACAAGAGAUUCCCCAGCUUCCACCAAAUUUAACUCUUGAGGCAAACUAUUGUGAAUCUCUGCAAGAAAAUGGAGAAUCAAAUUCAGAAGCAGAGAGUUCACUUAUGCACAAAGACAGUUCGAUUGGAGCAAAUCUAGAGGAAGAUUUGCAAGAUUGUCCAAUAAUUACUGAGGAACAAAGUCAAAUGGUGCAAAAGAAAAAUUAUGAGGCAUGCAAACCAAGACCGUGUGGACUUCUGACUCGAUUGGCAAAGAUGAGUAUGGCAGUGUUGGUCGCUGCUUUGUUGUUAGAAUGGGCAAGAAACUUGCUAAGGAAGCAAUUCGGAGACCAACCUCCAACUCCACCGAUGCCGCUUUCAGCAUCACGACUCCUCAUCUUCCACACGACACCACCAGUGAGCUCUGACGACAUGGGAGAUCGCCACCUGCCGGCGGAGGCGACGAACAGAAGGAGUUCGUCAUCCGGAAACAGAGUCCCUAGAAGGUGUUUCUUCGAGAGACGUUGAAUAAGGUGUUUCUUCGUGAGUUUUGUCUGUGGAUGCUUGGUAGUGAAUACACUAGCAAUCGACGUUACAUGCUGCAAAAUCAACAACGAUUCCCUAGAAGG